This is a messenger RNA of Solenopsis invicta (red fire ant), 5539 nucleotides long. RefSeq names its product phosphatidylinositol 4-kinase beta (gene fwd). The transcript is spliced from 11 exons. Lineage: Eukaryota; Metazoa; Arthropoda; Insecta; Hymenoptera; Formicidae. Gene Ontology annotation, molecular function: 1-phosphatidylinositol 4-kinase activity. Bases 59 to 3313 code for a protein of 1084 amino acids. Gene Ontology annotation, biological process: phosphatidylinositol phosphate biosynthetic process; phosphatidylinositol-mediated signaling. Gene Ontology annotation, cellular component: cytoplasm; membrane. The record is from RefSeq and is a predicted model, not a curated record.
CCCAGGCAUGGCCAGCAGAUGACUGUUAGCCGAGCCGGUGCUCGUACUCGACUCUAAUAUGAGCGAAGUGGUGGCAGUGACGCCGACUGGUGGACCUACGCGCCAGGAAAGCGUGACACACAUCAAACGGCACAAACUGGCCAACUGUAAUGUUCCUCUCGUGCACGGUCGGCCGAAUCCGUCGAUCAGUCCACGCAGCAGACUGACCACGCAUCAACGAAACCACAGUUUGGACUUCAGAUCAAUGGGUAUUCUACUACCGCCGGUGCCUCAGGCAACUGCAACAACGCUGACGCAUCAUCACAGAAAUCGGAGCUUGGACUCCGCCCUGCAACGGAUCCCAGAGGUGGACGUUACACCGAGUCCGGAAUGUGAGAAUCCCGCGCCUUCGUCGGUCUCUAAAACGACGACGGUGACGUCGUCAUCCUCGGGAUCAUGCGGAAAGGGCGCGCGCACCGCGCGGGAACGCGAGGAUCUAGCCAGUCUCGGCUCCGACGAUUCCGGCAUCCUGUGCGGCUCCGAUAGCGGCUCGAGCGACGCCACGAACGCGCCUGCCACCCGCGAAUCCAGCGUGGAUCAUCUGCACAGCCGUGAGAGCCUCGACUCGUCCGUGUCACAGCCGGGUGACGUGUAUUCGGUCGACGCGGUGGACGGUAUGGAGAACAGUGCCGGUGUGGUAUCAGUGUCAAUGUCAGUGCCGGUGUCGCCCGUGGAACUGUCCACUCGUUUAAGUGACAGUCCGGCGUCUCCCGUAUCCCCCGAGAGCGAGACCAAUGGUGAUCGCUCCCGGUGCGACGACCCAAAUGGUGAUGAAUGUUGCUCGCAGGAACCGCGACCGAAUGUGAAUGUGCGAGAACGCGAUAGCGACAGUCAACAUGAUUAUCAGCAUCAAGAAUGCAUCAAUAAUUAUCAAGGCGCUAUGCAAGUGUCGUCAUCACCGUCCGUGACCGAUACGAGUCAGAGCGAGUUGGCCGGAGCGGCCAUGACCCUUUGCUGUGGCACGGCUGCAACGCAGCAGCAAGAAGUAGAGACGGUCAAGAAGCAAUCGGAUGUUAUUCGUCGACAGAAGCAAGAGACGAAGCAACCGAAACCUUCAGAAGGCUGUCUGCUACGACUUUUCGAGAGUCAAAUAUUUGACAUGUCCAUGGCUAUCUCUUAUCUGUUCAAUUCCAAAGAACCCGGCGUUCAAAGUUAUCUAGGUAACAAGAUGUUCAGUUUUCCGGAUAAUGAUGUGGACUUUUACUUACCGCAGUUAGUUGUGAUGUAUAUACAACUUCAUGAUGUGACAGAAGUCCUUUAUCCAUAUCUUGUUUAUAGAUGUAGACAGUCAGCAGAUUUCUCGUUAAAAUGUGCCUGGCUGCUAGACGCAUAUAGUUCCGAUGCUCAUUUGCCGUCAAAGAAGAAGUCUCAUGGGACCAAAUUGAAAAAUCUUAUCCUGUCAGAUGAACUCAGGCCAAAGGGAAAUGAGGGUCGAAAGCAACGUGUCACUGGAUUGCAAGUUCCUGCGCCAUCACCAUUGCCCUCGACGCAAAUUCUUACGUCGCCGAAUAAGAAAACCCACCAAAGAUCUCAGUCCGACGCUACUGGAUUGUUCCAGACUAUACGCCGUAGUCAUUCCGGUAUAAUAAAUAAAGUAAGUCUUGGGGACCUGAGCUCUGGUCGAGCGUUUGACAACGGCUGUACCUGCUUUUAUUCCUGCCAAGGUGUGGUGAACGAUCUGCGAGGCCAAAAAACCGAUUGUUUUUGCAAUGCACCCCGACUCGCACCAGAACUCGAAUUUAUUCAAGCUCUAAUAUCAAUUGGUAAAUUGCUCGGGACUAUCCCAACAAAGGAAAGUAAAACCGUUCAAUUAGUGGCGGAGCUCAAUACGCUUAACUUGAAUCUCCCUGCAAGGGUGUGGCUUCCUCUGCACAGUACGAUACCGCAUCAUAUCGUGCGAGUUCCGCCGCAAUACGCCGCCGUUCUUAACAGCAAGGACAAGGCACCUUAUAUAAUAUAUGUGGAAGUAUUGGAGGUGGAAGAUUUAUAUACAUCGCCCGUGCCGACGAAAAUAAUGGGCAGUUCGUUGAGGCAUACUAAGUCUGAGGAGAAUUUAACGGGCGGCGAGCAGUCCAACAUAUCCACUUCAGAUAGUCAACAGAACUCGGCGGUACGACAAACACCCGUAAAAAAUAUCUCGCCUUAUUCUGUUAGGAAUACAGAUGUGGCAUUUAGUUUCCCUGAUGAUGAUCCUAAUGAUUGUUGGAGUCAGGAAGAUGACGAGAUCACGCAGCAGUAUUUACAGCUUCGUAAGCUAAAAGAUCGAGACACCAUAUCGCAACUGAGUCAAGAAUCGUCCGAUAGCAGAGAACCGAUCUUUGUACCAGGCGACAUCAAGAGAAGAUUGAGUGAAAUGGCAGCUACGCCAAGCGCGACUUUCAGUCACGAUCCCGAAGAUCCAUCGGCGGCGGUUCUCAAAGAGCCAUGGGAGCAAAAGCAACGACGCAUAAGAGCUUCCAGCCCGUAUGGGCAUUUGGCAUCUUGGAGAUUACUCGCGGUAAUCGUGAAAUGCGGUGAUGAUCUCAGACAAGAACUUCUCGCCUCGCAGUUGCUCUCAAUGUUGCAAAAGAUUUGGCAAGAUGAACAAGUGCCCCUUUGGGUACGCCCGUAUAAAAUACUGUGUCUGUCCAACGACAGUGGUCUGAUCGAACCAAUCUUGAACACCGUCUCGCUCCAUCAAGUGAAGAAGCAGUGCCAAUUAACACUUAUCCAAUAUUUCGAACGAGAGUUCGGCCCUUCUACCUCAGAGACGUUCCGUGUGGCACAGAGAAAUUUCAUUCAGAGCUGCGCCGCGUAUUGCCUGGUCAGCUAUCUCAUUCAAGUAAAAGAUCGUCAUAAUGGCAAUAUUCUGCUACACAGCGACGGCCAUCUAAUCCACAUAGAUUUCGGAUUCAUUUUGUCGACCUCGCCGCGAAAUCUCGGCUUUGAGACCAGUCCGUUUAAACUGACGCCGGAAUUUGUCGAGGUGAUGGGUGGCAAUCAGUCCAAGCUCUUCGAGGAAUUUAAGAGCCUCAUUCUUCAAGGCUUAAUUGCGGCACGGAAGCACAUGGAGAAAAUAGUUAACCUCGUUGAGAUUAUGUUGUCGGGUUCUCAGCUUCCGUGUUUCCGCAGUGGAGGGGCGGCGACUGUUCAAGGUCUCAAGAAUAGGUUCCACCUCACGUUAACGGAGGAUCAAUUGCGUCGGCAUGUUGAGGAUUUAGUCGAAGGCAGCAUUCACUCGUGGUCCACUAAACUCUAUGAUCGAUAUCAAUAUUUUGCAAACGGUACUCUUUAAUAUCAAGAUUAACGAUCUUCUCUGUCUAUCGCGCGUUUUGUUUAAAACUUUUGCGAGGUCAAAGGAAAAGACAUCAAUCCGAUAUAUGUUGUGGGUGUUUCUUCCACAAUUUUUACAUACAUUUAAUAACUCCGUUGACCAAUCCGGCGGUCGCCAACAAGCAUACAUUCAAGCCAAUUUACCGCGUCUGAGAAAUCUAUUCCGUACUAUGAGUUGCGUUAAAAAUGCAAUAACGUAAAUAGACAUGAUUUAUCUCCUCAAUUUGGUGAAUGUAUUUGCUUUAAUUGUGCUAUAUUUUGAGAAACGGCUUCUAUUAGUUUCGAUAUGUAAAUAAAGAAUUGUAAUUGCAUAUAACAAUUGCACGAUAGCGGGGAAAAAGACGGAAAGUUCUUUCUGGGCAUGAGAGUUAAAAUUUGGUUGCAACGCUGUUUUCUAGCAUUCCACAAGCACAAAUGACGUUUUAGAGUGGAAAAACCGCUUUCCUCUUGAAUAUGUAGAUAGCCUCGAUCAGGCUAACGUAUAGAAUUCGGGUAGAUUGCCAUUCUUUGAGUUCAACGUUAUUCCUUACUUUUGUGAUGGGUAAGAACGAUAUGAAAUAUUUUUAGCAGAAUUCAAAGCGAUCUCGAUGUUUGAUAAAUUAAGAAACUUUGACGAGAUGAAUGGAAUAUAUCAAUAUCUUAAGAGAACAUGACUUACUUAGUUGAAGAGUGUGAGCGCUUCGUUGAAAGUUAAAAAUAUUUAUCGUCGUUUGAGAAAUUAGAUAAUGAAAGAAGGAAAUGAUCUAUGAGAAUUUUGGUAUCCACAGUUGAUUACAUAUAUCCACUAUAUAUAUAUAACGUUUUUUGUUCGAUACAUUAAGACUGCUGUUGUUUACGUAUGCCUCGAUUGACAAGUUGCAAAUUAGCUAUCGCCGCAGCGCAGACGUGACGUCAUUGACUGAGCGCGUUGGACUGCUAAAUCGAGUGUAGCUUAUAUAAACAGCGUAAUUUGUUGAAGGUGCCUUAUUUGUGUAGAGAAACGUGGAGACGAUCAAACCUAGACACAGUGAAGUGAUGUGUUAACGUGGCAAUCUUAGCGUGGAGCUGAUUGAGCGUAAAGCGGACAAUCUGUAAUUUGUACAUAGCAAAAAAAAAGAAUGAAGGGAAAACAUUGCUUAGACUUUCGUAGAUAAUUCGCGGCAAUAAAACGUAGAGCCUACUAAGCGGUAGGACGAAAUCGGCGAAUCUCCAUCCCUGGGGGAUUUUAACGCAAUUCUGGCAAGUGCGCGAGAAGGCUACGUACAAAAUAUAGGCUCGGAUAUUAGCGGGAGGCGAAUACUCAAAAUAUUUCCUAUUUCGUAGAUUAGUACUCUUCGAUAAAUACAUCUAAUUGUACACGCGGUAUGAAUUUAAGGACUAAGCAUUAUACUAUAGCGAGUCUUAAGGAUCACAUUUGAAAGUUUUUACAUGUUCUUAUAUUACGUAAACAUUCAUUCCCCCUUCCCUCUCCCUUCCCUUUCCAUAGCUGUGAAUGCGAGGAGCGUCGUAGUUGCGUAUGGAGGAUAAUUAUUUAAUCGUAAUUCCUCGCGAGUGACGUUUUACGUACAUAUGUCCGUUUAAGUAAAUUAUAUAGAUAUAUAUAUAGAUAAACUACAAAGAGAUAUUGUACAUAUAUAUAAAAUGACAAAUUUUAUCACCUUAUUAUGCUAUAUCAGUUAAGAAUUUAAUCGAGGAUGAAUGUUCGAAGCAAAAUCAAAGUUAUGGCUGGAGCCAGCCCGGAGUACUAGAGAGACCUGGGCCCUCUGACUUCCAAGUGUCUUAUGUCUUUCUCUCUUGCUCCCUGUCUCUUCUUCUCUUAUCAUAACCGUCUCAUGAUAGACAGGCAGACCAGAAAUCAGAUAAGAUUAUAGGAUGAUUAAGAAUGCGAAACUAAAUCCGUCAAUACUCCGAUACAUUGGUUCUCUUUUAUUUUCGAUUUCGGCAAACUCUCGUGAAAAUUAUAUAUUAUAUGUGUAAUUAAUAUGAGGGAUUUUAACAUUCUCAUUUUUUAUGUUAUGCUGUGUAAGAAUAAUUGCGAAGAAAUAUGCGAAGGGGGUUUCAACUUUCUCACCCCUGAUCGAUUAAACGUGCCCGCGAACUUACUUCCUGUUCUGUCGACACGUGAAAUGUCAAGAUCUCUGAUUUGCCUUGAUCUUUCACCUCAUUACAAGCUAUUGAUAAUAUCCAUCAUUGAAUAAAUACGAAUGCG